UCAUCGCCGAGCUUAACUACUUACAUCGAAUCAUCGCAAACAAAAGCAAUUACCCAAAAAGGGGGGAAACGUGUGCCACUGGUCAAUCGGGAAAGUUCGGAAAUUCUGGCAGCUAGCUCUGGCAGCCCACUUCACGUAGGUGUUCUAGCUAAAGCUAACCUAUAAUUUAAAAUUCGAAACUAUCAUGUCUCUUUUGCAGAAAAUAAUAAGCCCUUCUGUAUUUAUACAUAGAAAUAUUAGUAAACGAGCGUUUAAGUGGUACGGAGAGGGAAUACAGUAUCCAGGAUUCAAAUAUUACCCAAGACAUCCGGAUUUUGAAGAUCCUCCCUACAAUCCCUCAAAGCUUUUUAGAGUAGAACGUAUUAAAUCAUUGAAAGGAGCACCUCACUGGGAAAAAAAUAUUCUGAAAGAGUUUAAGUUGGAUGGAAAGAAUAACUGUUAUGCGAUCAUAAAAAAUAUUCCCGAAAACAACCAACGGUUAUGGAAAGUGAAGCACAUGAUAAAAAUCACACCCAUCACAUUUCCCGACGGUUUUCCUCAACCAGACGAUGUGACGCGACUCACGGAAACCGGCGAGCUGAGGAUAAUCAAAAACGUUUCAUCUGUGGAAGAGACGAAACUUAAACUUAUAGGAGAAUUCAAAACGGACGUGAAAAGAUUGGAUGGUGAUACUUUGAGAAGACAGUCUCGGAGAAAAUGGUUAGAUGGAUGGGAAAGUAAUUUUUAGGUUCUAGAAUACAUGCAAAUUGUUUUGAAUUAUUUCUUAAAUAAAUGAGAACUGUUUCAAGUUCUCUGACAUGUGAA
Phaedon cochleariae (mustard beetle) is the source of this 804-nucleotide messenger RNA. The record is from the annotation of a GenBank genome assembly. Lineage: Eukaryota; Metazoa; Arthropoda; Insecta; Coleoptera; Chrysomelidae.